Molecule: messenger RNA, 1590 nt
Organism: Osmerus eperlanus (European smelt)
Lineage: Eukaryota; Metazoa; Chordata; Actinopteri; Osmeriformes; Osmeridae
Gene: gnptg
Product: N-acetylglucosamine-1-phosphate transferase subunit gamma
Exons: 11
Coding region: 79-984 (301 amino acids)
Cellular component (GO): Golgi apparatus
Source: RefSeq, a predicted model, not a curated record
AGGAACUAAAGUAUAUCUAACAGCAGCGGUAUAUUCUGUUGGAGUGAAAGAACAUUUAUCGACUCAAAAUAGUCAACCAUGUAUUGCAUACCUAAUGGACAAUCUCACAUAUUGCGGAUUAUAUUUUUAAUACUUCUUGUGUCAGAUGCAUUUGCGGGUAAAAUGAAGAUUGUGGAGGAACCAAAUACAUUUGGGCUCAACAAUCCGUUGUUGGUUCAGGGAAGCAGGCUUCAGCCCAAGGCAACCCCAACCCCAGUAUCAGGACCACCUCAUCUACAUACACUGGCAGGAAAGUGUUUCAGCUACAUUGAGUCCACGUAUAAAUAUGAAUUUUGUCCAUUCCACAAUAUCACUCAACAUGAGCAGUCAUUCAGGUGGAAUGCUUAUAGUGGAAUACUAGGAAUCUGGCAGGAGUGGGAAAUUGUGAACAACACGUUCAUGGCCAUGUGGAUGAGAGAAGGGGAUGUAUGUGGGAACCGAAAUAGACAAACCAAGGUCAUUCUUACCUGUGGCAUAAGCAGCAAGCUGGCUCAGGUGUCGGAGCCCAGUACCUGUAUUUACUCCCUGACGUUCGAGACCCCUCUAGUCUGCCACCCACAUUCUCUCUUAGUGUACCCGAUCCUAAGUGAAGUGCUGCAGAAAGAAUGGGAUGAGGCUGAGCAGGCUCUGUAUGAGGAACUAAUCACUGAGCAGGGGUACAAUAAUCUACUGAGAGAUAUUUUUGAGGAUGCUGGUUUCCUGAAGAGCCAAAAGGUCAAGGUGAAACAGGAGGUCACUACCCCUUCAAAUACUCAAAACUCCUUUCAGAAAUGCAAUGAGGACUUACGCAAGCAGAGAGAAGAGAUUGAUAGACUACAGGCCCUCCUCACACAACAUAACAUCCCCCACCAACCAAACACAGAUGAUGUGAAGGAUCCAGUGAGUAAUGCUGUUGGGGACCGUUAUCUGAGAGGAGACAUUGGCCUCAUCACAGAUGUGGUCUGAAGGAAUGGGACACUACAUCCAUAACAAGGGGGGGGGGGUGGGGAAUCUUGUAGCUGUCAGGUGACUCAAGUACCGAAGUCUGAUGCCAAAAAUACAGGUCGGUCCUAGAGUCCGCCAGCCAACCGGUCCCAUUGACUCCACCCUUUUGCCGUGUGAGGUCUGCAACAGGCACUUUGCUCUUAACCAUCUGGACACUGAGAUCUGCGGCAGGGUGAACAAACCAGCCAGACGUUGGGUCUACGACGCCACCAAGCACCGCCUCAAGGGGGCUGGCAAGGAGCGCCACAAACGAGAGAUGGAAAGCUCUGACAGACUACAACAGGUCACAUGUCUCCAGUGGAAAUCCAACCGACAUUAACAAAUGAUGAUUCAAGACCAUUGCUGUUCAAAUGAAACAUUAGGCUUUAUUGACCUAACUCAAAGACACACGGGAAAAGUAUGACUGUGUGUCCAUUAGUAAGGGUUAUGCACAUGAGGAUCCAAUCAAAACAGCCGAAGGAGGACAUGAUGCAACGACACUCUCUUAGAUGGAAGUCCCUUUCACUUUUCGAGUAUGAAAUGACGUGUCAAAAUGAAAACAAUGUAAUAAAACCAACACUUGAGUAA